AUGAAGGCCACUUCUAGGGUUGUUUCUCUCAAAGUGAAGAUGCGUCCUAAGUGCAUCUUUGGAGUGGAGUGUGUGGGCUAUCUCGGUCAUACCAUCACCAAAUUUGGUGUACAACCUGAUCCGGACAAAGUCAAGGCCAUAAUUGAUUGGCUCGUUCCGCUCUCGUUGACUGGCUUACAUGGCUUCCUUGGUAUCAUCGACUUUUAUCAACGAUUUGUGCGCCACUAUGCUAGAAUCGCCUCUCCUCUCACCGAGUUAUUGAAAUGUGCCACAUUUACAUGGACUAGUCAGGCUCAACAGGCCUUUACAGAGUUAAGAAAACAAAUUACUACUACUCCUAUUCUUUAG
Molecule: messenger RNA, 348 nt
Organism: Cajanus cajan (pigeon pea)
Lineage: Eukaryota; Viridiplantae; Streptophyta; Magnoliopsida; Fabales; Fabaceae
Source: RefSeq, a predicted model, not a curated record